Python bivittatus (Burmese python) is the source of this 6719-nucleotide messenger RNA. It is a transcript of the gene PRKCZ, whose product is annotated as protein kinase C zeta. Gene Ontology annotation, biological process: protein phosphorylation. NCBI's taxonomy places the organism in Eukaryota, Metazoa, Chordata, Lepidosauria, Squamata, Pythonidae. Gene Ontology annotation, molecular function: ATP binding; protein serine/threonine kinase activity; protein binding. The record is from RefSeq and is a predicted model, not a curated record.
GCGGCCGCGAUGUUGGGAGGCCAGAGAGCGGCUGCGCAGAGGACGGCUGGGGGGCGCUGAGGGGUGAGGGAGGUAGCGGGAGCGCGCGGGAGCGCGCCACCUCUACCUGCGUGCGCCCGCGCACACACGAGCGCGCCUUUUUCCCCGCGCGGGGGAAACCCGAAACGAAAGAAAACCCUCUCAGAAAGGGGCGGACGCGAAAUGCGACUUUGAGCCCGUCCAUCUGCCUCCUCCUUCGGGAAGUUAGAGCCAAACUUCCGCGGAGUGCGAGCCUCGCAGGAGAGAGACUCUGGCGCCAAGUGUGGAGUCGCCCCCCCUCACCUCACCUUGAGCCUGGCAGCGGGGAGAAACCUGUAGGGGGGAAACCCCGAAGCAGGUCGUAUUAUUUUAUAGCUGAGACCCAGUUGGUUGUCAGGUGCUGGAUUCAAAGCUGGAAGAGUCUAAUGAAGUUUUUACUGGGAAGAAGCAUAAAAAUGUUGCCUGUUCAUUUAUUACAACCCCCCAUCUCUCUCUGAAUGAUUUGGAAGACAAGUCUAUAAAAAAAAGCAGGACGUUGUUUCCCAAUUUGAAUGUUGCAUAGUAUCAUGCCUAGCAGAAUGGGAUCGAAAAUGAACAUGAGGAGAGACUUCAUUAGAGUAAAAACUCAUUACAAUGGGGACAUCCUUAUCACAAACUUGGGUGCAUCAAUGAACUAUGAUGAACUUUGUGAUGAAGUGAGAAAAAUGUGCAUUUUAUCACAGGAACAACCAAUUACCCUGAAGUGGAUUGAUAAUGAAGGUGAUCCAUGUACCAUUUCAUCUCAGAUGGAACUGGAAGAAGCCUUCCGUUUGUAUUGUCAAUACAGGGAUGAAGGGCUUAUUAUUCAUGUCUUCCCCAGCAUUCCAGAACAACCAGGCAUGCCGUGCCCAGGAGAAGAUCAAUCAAUCUACCGGCGGGGAGCCAGAAGAUGGAGGAAGCUGUACCGAGUGAACGGGCAUCUGUUUCAAGCCAAACGCUUUAACAGAAGAGCAUACUGUGGCCAGUGCAGUGAAAGGAUAUGGGGUCUGGGAAGGCAAGGAUACAAGUGCAUCAACUGCAAGUUGUUGGUCCAUAAACGCUGUCACAUUCUUGUCCCACUGACCUGCAAAAGGCAUAUGGAUUCUGUGAUGCCUUCCCAGGAACCUCAAUUAGAUGAUAAGAAUGAUGAAGCUGACGUCCCUACAGAAGAAACUGAUGGAAUAUCUUACAUUUCUUCAACUCGGAAACAUGAUAAUAUUAAAGAUGAUUCUGAGGAACUCAAGCCAGUUAUUGAUGGAAUGGAUGGGAUCAAGAUCUCUCAGGGGCUUGGCCUACAGGACUUUGAUCUGAUCAGAGUUAUUGGGCGAGGAAGCUAUGCCAAAGUUCUUUUAGUGCGGUUAAAAAAGAAUGAUCAAAUUUAUGCAAUGAAAGUUGUAAAGAAGGAAUUAGUUCAUGAUGAUGAGGAUAUUGAUUGGGUGCAAACCGAAAAGCAUGUGUUUGAACAGGCAUCCAGUAACCCUUUCCUAGUUGGCUUACAUUCCUGCUUUCAAACAACAAGUCGGUUGUUUCUUGUUAUAGAAUAUGUGAAUGGGGGUGACCUCAUGUUUCAUAUGCAACGGCAAAGAAAACUCCCAGAAGAACACGCAAGGUUUUAUGCUGCUGAAAUCUGUAUUGCUCUCAACUUCCUCCAUGAGAGAGGCAUCAUCUACAGAGAUUUAAAACUGGAUAAUGUUCUCCUGGAUACAGAGGGUCAUAUCAAGCUAACAGACUAUGGCAUGUGUAAGGAAGGAUUGGGCCCUGGUGAUACUACAAGCACUUUCUGUGGAACGCCAAAUUACAUUGCCCCGGAGAUCCUCCGAGGAGAAGAAUAUGGAUUCAGUGUGGAUUGGUGGGCCCUUGGGGUCCUCAUGUUUGAAAUGAUGGCAGGAAGAUCUCCCUUUGAUAUUAUUACCGACAAUCCAGAUAUGAACACUGAAGAUUACCUCUUCCAAGUUAUCCUUGAAAAACCAAUCCGAAUUCCACGAUUCCUUUCUGUUAAGGCCUCUCAUGUUUUGAAAGGAUUUUUAAAUAAGGAUCCCAAAGAGAGGCUUGGAUGCCAACCCCAAACAGGAUUUUCUGAGAUCAAGUCACACACAUUUUUCCGCAGCAUAGACUGGGAUCUGCUGGAAAAGAAGCAAGCCACCCCACCAUUUCAGCCUCAGAUCACAGAUGAUUAUGGCUUGGAUAACUUUGACACCCAGUUCACCAGUGAACCGGUGCAGCUGACUCCAGAUGAUGAAGAUGUAAUAAAAAGAAUAGACCAGUCGGAGUUUGAAGGAUUUGAAUAUAUUAACCCGUUGAUGCUAUCAACUGAGGAAACAGUAUGAGAAAGAGGCACAGAGAAAAAUGUGAAUGCACUUGGACAUUUAAUCCUGAACUACAGUAUAUGCAUGCAAGGCUGGGGGUAACCAUAAGGUUCUGAAUGGAGACCAAUGAUAAAACGGCCGCUGAGAAAAAUCAAAACACAUGAUUUGGGUGGGUGGCUUCCUCUCUUUUUUUUAAGUCUGGGGGAACUGGCAGAGCUGGCUUCAUGAAGAAUGCCGCACUUCGUGCCUGCUUCAACAAGGGGUCAGUAACGGUUGUUGCAUCCUGGGGAGAGAUUCCAGACGGCUUUGAAAGUAACUCACUUUUAAUGGACAUUUCCAUGCAACAGCCUCCUAGAAUGGUGGAACAUCCAGAAUACAAUUGCUAGUGAUGUUGAAGCUUUCUUUAGAUGCCUUUUUUCACAAGUGGUACCUAUCCUAAACGUCUGUGUGUGUGCGUGGGUAUGCACGUGUGUGUGUACAUACAUAUCUAUGUAUGCACACACGGAUACACACACUUGGUAAAUAAAUAGAAAGGAGUUGUGUUUUAUUAGCAAUGAUAACAAAUUUGGGUACAGUGUUUAAGUGCCUAAAUGGAUAAACUACAUUAAAAUAUUCCAUAUUUGGAACAUUUGAUGAACCCUGUAAGUUCUGGUUAUUUAAAAAAAGGAAAAGUAUUUUACACAUGGAACCUACAACUAACAGCUGCUAUCUAAUAUUCAUAAUUGUCUGCAUAGAACUUUCAGAAUGGACAGGAAUCUUAGCAAUAACAAUUCCAAAUUAGAAUUUAGCAUCUAAAAAAUUUGGAUUAUGCUGAAUGUGGGAGAAAAAAAAUACUAUGAAAAUCUCAUCCGAAAAUUUAAAUUUGCACAUGGUGGAUUUAUGAAAAUACUUGAGCAGUGCCUACAAUGACUUAUGUUGUAUACUAGAUUUUUGAAUAAUAUUUUUAUCAAUGCAAUAUUCAAAAGGAACAAUAGGAACGUAAUAGAUCUUAGCCUUAAAAGAAUUCUAGGAUAUCCAUCAACAUACUACAUUUUUUUUCUGAUAAAGCACACCUCCUACUUAAAAAUGACUGCUUUGAAAUGUUUGCCGUGUAUCACCGAUUAGCUCUCCCAGAGAUCGUCUUGAUAAAUGAAACACUAUCAAAGCAGCAACUUCGUGAUGGGAAAAGGGACCACAGAUAUAAAUGCUAUAUGGAUAUAAAAAUGUCCAUAUUUCCUCUUUGGAGAACUGUGGGGUGUUUCAUCAGGCUAAUUGCUUGUCAGUUUUUGGAAUUUAAAGAAAAUUCAGUGCAUUUCAGAUUGAACUAGUGCAUAUUGCUAAUCUAAUACAGUAACCCUUUCCAAAUUCGAUUGGGUCAGUUGCAGUUUUGGAGAACAACAUUCUGCAGCAGGUAGAAAAAUGCCACAUGUCACGAUUUGGUAGACGUCAAAUGACUUGCAACCAUUUCUACGCUGCUUCUCUCGUCUGGGUUUCUCAGAAUAUAACCCUGCAUUGGCUGCUGCACAGGAAACCUUAGUUGCGUUUGCAGCCGUGAGAUGCUAGGAUAAGACGGCCAAAUCUGAAAGACUGAUAAAUCUGGCAAAGAACCAUUGAUUGCAAUUUUGUUUUGGACUCUUCCCUUCCCUUGGCCACUAAUUAAAGCACAUGUAUGAUAACAAAAUGUUAGCACUCCCAUGCAGAGUUCUUGAAACUCGCUGUUUUAUUUUGAGCAAGGUUCUUAGUUCUAUUCUAACCAGCACUUAGUAAUUCAGUCAGUUACUUUCCUCAAAUGCUUGGGGUUUAAAUAACCAAGAUACCUAGUUGAGAAGUUCUUUGCUUUUAAGCAAUCCCUGAAAAUACUUUUGAGUAUCCUAUUUUUUUUCCCCCUUCUCAGCGACCAAUUCAGUAUUCCCUGACUUGUCUCUCUCUUCCCCUUGGAUUUACAGCCGAGCAGCUGGUUUUGCAGGGCCAUGUGACCACCAAAUGCCAUCUGAUUCUGGGGCAAAGGGUUUGCCAAAACCGUGAGAAAGAAUACUUUGCUCUGAACUUGUAUACUGUCAGAACAUCAGAGCAGGACUAGGACGUGGAUACACACUUGAUCAACAGGCAUAAAAAACAAGUCCUUGAUUUAUUUACAAUUUAAGGCAUUUACAAUGUUGCUGUGUUGCCAAAUAAGUUACUGGUUACAAGUUGGUUGCUGCUCGUGUGCAAUGUAUAAUGUUCUGUCCAUGACGAAGGGGAAAUUUUUUUAUAUAAAGUUCUUGUUUUAUAAAUUAAAGAAAAAUGAAGGAUGUAAUUAAAUGUGUGGUUUAAAAAAAAAUCCUAAUAUAUUGCAAAUGGAGCUGGUAAUGAUAUAAUUGUCUUAGUAUGUAAAUGAAAUGUAAAUGAAAACACUCUAGCUAAUUUAAUGAUUGUAAAACAGUAAAUAUGUUCUUGUAGUUUUGUAUAAUUAACUAGUUGAGAUCUUUGGCCAGUUUUAUUUGUGCAAAAGAUGGUAUCCUAACCAGUUAAACAGCUAAGAUCAUUUAUAUUCUUGCACAUCUAUUAAAGACUUUAAUGAAAAUGUUCUGACUGUUUCACUAAGCAAAAAUAAUGUAAUUUACUUUCUUCAGAUGGAAUUACAAUGUUCUACUAAUGUGUUCGGUUCCAUACAUUCCACGUACCAAAUGGAUUUGUUGCAUUUGAUCUCUUCAAAAAAGAACUCUGUUAUCACAAAAACACAGUUCAAAUUUGAACUCUUUGUUACUUUACAAGAACCUGUAUCUGCAACUGUGCAAAGGUGGCUAAGUUCAGUCUGCUUGAAGUUCCAGCUGUUGGUGCACUUGUGUUCAUUUUGCUAUAUUUUAAAAUUGUUUGACUAUCUGAAUGAAGUGCACAUUAAAGAACAUGAGAGCAUUUUGCAUAAACACAAGAAAAUUACGGUACAGUAUUUCCAAAUGUUUAUUUAAAGCUCUUCCUGACAAUUCAAUACACUUGCCCUAUUUCAUUUCCAACAAGCUGAUCAUAUGGAACUCCAUUCCUCCAGUUACUGAAAUACAUUAAAAAAAACCCCUCUCUUUCCUUUGCUGGAUUUUAUGGAAUACUCCAUGGAAAUUUUCUUUUAGAUAGGAAUUCUUCAGCAGUACUUUAAUUACACAGGCCUAUAUAAUCAAAUACCAGUCUAGAUUUCACUAUAUAUUGUGUUAGAAUUAUAAUGUAUCCUUUGAGUCUAGGAAGAAUAGCUAAAGAAUAAUGAAACUUUAAGACCUGCUUCAAGAGUUUUUUGUAGCUUUUUUGCAAAUGCCAUUACUCAUUGCCUGUUUAUAUUAUUCAUUUAUUCUUGGUUAUCAAAUCCCAUCAUCUUUGCUUAGCAAAACGACUAUCAAGAUCCAGUUUGGAGUAUCUAUGAAUCGGAAACAAUUAACGUAAUUUGACCUGCAGAUAAAACCAGUACGUACCAAUACAAAAAUCUAUUAUAUGUCUAGGUAACCACUAAUUCUCUGCCAUGUUCUUCACCUAGUUUAAUACCUAAAAGAAAAAUCCUUACUGUGAUGUCUCAUUAAAUUUUUAACGGAGCCAAAUGGAGUUGCAUAAUUUCUGAAUAUGUUGUUGGCUAUAAAACCUUGGUUAAUUAUUUUUUUACCUAGUUUCUAACCAUUAAUAUUACAAAAAUUUGAGUGUUUCAAUUUAUUCCUUUGCAAAGAUUAUCCAAGAAUGUGAGUCAGCUCCUCCUGCUGCUUUUGAAGCUGGCGCUUAAUGUCAAUCUAUUAUUUAUAUAAAUUAUUUCCAGGUUUUUCUUUUCUAUUUAUCUGGUUGAUGAUUCAUUCACAUUUAUAUAUGGAGGGAUAGCUUUGGACUUCACAUUUAAAUGAGGGGAAAAAACCCAGUCAGUGGGUACAUGGACAUGUUUUCAUGGUCUUGAAAAGCUCCCAAUGUUAUAAAAUAAUUCCCAAGACGUUUCAGUAUUGGGUGCCUUUGUCAGGGGAAAUCACUGAUUUUCUAUUUACUAUGUUGUUUAACACCCUAGCAUGAGCAGUGGUCACUCAAUUAUAGUAUUAAUUCCUCUUUUAUGUCUGCCCCCCUCCCCAAAUUUAUUGAUGAUGCACAUAGCUCCCAUUUCUUUCUUAAAAUCAGAUUACGCUGAAAGAUUAACUUCCGUAACAUUGGACGACUUGGACUUGCCACUCCGAUCCGCUUGGCCGCUGAUGGGAGAAACAGCAGGUGUCUCUUGUGGAGAUAACACAGAUGAGGCCUUGUUAAUUAAAGUAAUCUUGUAUCAUCCAACUGUUGAUGGGCUACCUUUCAUUUUUUUCUUCUAGCGGUUCUUUCACUCUGCAUAGGAGUUCUUUUCCAUAACUUUGAAACUCAAACUUUUUGGGAUAGUUCAGAACAUCUGUUAGUGAAGAAUGUCUCGUGGGC